AUGCCGUCCUCUAAGGGAAAGAAGUCCUCCAAGGCACGUCUGCAAGAACGUCCACCCACCCGCGCGAUUCGGACGGCUACUCCUCCUGCUCAUGGAACGCAGGGGAGUGAGGAUGUGGAAGACGAAGGGCGCUCCCGGAAACUCCUCUCGGAGGCCGCCGCGAAAUUCCCCGGUCUCAUCUCCGAGACUGCUUUCCUGGGGCGAAUAGCUGAUGUGUGUUCAUCUUGGGAGCAGGAAGGUGGUGGAGCGAAUGUUUGGCUCUCGGAGAACGCCAUGGUUGCCGCAUCCCUGCGCCCGGGUUCCCUGGUUUCGGUAACUCUCCUCUGCCCGCGCUGCCCAGCGAGGUGUUUUUUGAUAUGUUCACUAAAAGCGGGAUACGCCGUAUCUUAUGUUUUAACCAUUGGUUCUUUCAUGGUUGCGCUGUCGGUAGGUGUCGCUUGUGGCCUCAGGCAAGCAGCUUUCAGGUGAAUUUCCCCUUGAUUCGUUAGCUGACGGGUGUGCGGAAUACUUUGGACUUGAUGCUGUUGACUCCCUAACCAAUGAAGCGGGGAGAUACUUCGCCGUUGCAAAAGUUUUCUCUUCGCAGAAGGUAAAACAAGGGUUACCAGUGCGUUCCCAUUCUGAAAAUUACUUCUUUGUUUGCUCAGUGUGGAAUUCGCUAUCGGCGAACAUCAUUGUGAUAGUAAAAAAUAAGUUGCAUCUACCUUUUUGGUUCGAAAUUACUAUGAUUUUUGAUUCCUCAAUGUAGGUUCUGAAGAAUGGAGUAAGACUGUCAUGGAGUCUCUCGUGCACGAUGGGUUUUCCUGCUGCUGGCAGGAUUUUAUUUGUUUCCCCUAUUGGAAAUCUCCACACUUCAUAUAUUGUACACGGAACAGAUAAUAUGGAUAGUUCAAUUAAUGUAAAUGAUGCUUCUGUCUCCUCCUGCAUAAGCAGAGACCUGUAUCUGAAAUUGGUUCGAGAAAAUGAUGGGCGAACGGGCUACAACGAGAGGUCAUCUCCUGUUUGUGUCAUGAAAAAUUCAAGCUUCAUUCCAUCCAGAGAAGUUUCGCCACCAAAGACACCCUCUUGCUAUCAGCCAAGGAUUUCUUCUCCUGGUUCUACUCCUAUGCUUCCUAAGGGAUCCCAGGAUGAUGUAUCAGGCUUUCAAUACCCUCCAAAUAUUGGUCAAUCUGCCAUAAGAGAAGGGUUUAAGGAUGAGAAGUGCAAUGAACUACUACUGACCUAUGCAAUCCGAUGGUUUCGUGGACGCUAUCUUCUGAAAGGGAAUGUUCUAGCUCUUCCCAUAUUUGGACAACUCUGCAUUUUUCAAGUCGAGGGUUCGAUCAAGGAAUCAGUGGAUAAUGAUAUUGCCAAGCAGGGUCGGAUCUAUGGCAAGGUGAAUAAUUUGGUCGUCCCUGAGGCCAAGUCACCCGACGUCUUGUCCCAUAAUGUCUUCCUUGUGGACUACAGGACCAAAAUUCAUCUAACUCCCAUGCCUGCAGUCAUAGAUAUUUCAGGUAAAGGAGACAUGAUUUCAUCAAAACUCGUGGAUAAGAACGUCAGGUUCAAGGAUUCAGGUAACUUUCCAAGAGUGGGUGGCUUAUCCAAGGAGUAUGCGCUCUUAAAGGAAAUAAUCGGUUUUUCAUUCUCACAUCAGUCCUCUCUGCUAAGGUAUGGCUUUUUACGUUCGCUUACUUAAUAAAUUUUAUUUAUUUUCGUGUCUAAAUUAAAAAUAUCUUUUUCAAUAUAUUUUGGUUCCUUACAUCUCACAUCCAGUAACAUUGUGUUGAAAUGAUGGGAUAAGGGUCAAACUGCUGAGGAUGUGUUAAGUAGGGUGCCUAAUAUUAAGAAUUAUAUGUUUGUUUCAGAUAUAGAGGAGUACUUCUUUAUGGUCCACCUGGCACAGGGAAAACAUCAUUGGCUUGCUCUUGUGCUCGCGAUGCUGGUGCUAAUCUUUUUGUUAUCAACGGACCUGAGAUUGUAAGCGAGUAUUAUGGAGAAAGUGAACUCAAAUUGCUUGAAGUGUUUGAUACAGCCAGAUUAGCAACUCCUGCCGUGGUUAGAAUUGUUUCUAUUCACAGUUUCUAUGAAAAUUAGUGUUUUUCAUCAAUCAUUUUUUAAAACUUCUAUUUUUUUAUGAUUUUUCUCUCCUGCAUUACUUUAUGCUUGUUCAUGGCAGACUGCCAACAUGCAUUACGUUAUGUCGUCACAUUUACUUGGUAAUGCCAAGCUGUUUGACAAAAAAAACUAUUUCAUCAGAACGUAAAUCUAUCAGCAAUGAUGGAGGAAGCAAACUAUGCAGCUGUUAAACUGAAGUGUUCUAUGUCUUUUGCCUGAUAUUUGCUUUAGUCCAUAUAGUUGUAUUUCCCUAGAUGUCGCACUGUAUUUUGGAUGAUAUUUUGAUCCGUAUAACCAUGUUGACACACUUGUGGUCAUGAUUAGUCUCUGUAGUCCAAGUGAUAAUGGCGGAAUACUACUGGGAAAGAAAAUCCUGUUACUAGAACUCAUUUUUUUCUAGCCAUUUUAUCCUUUUUUUUAAGUACAAUCACUUUGUCUUCUAUAAUAUUCCCGACAGAAAGAGAGCAGAGGUAGAGAAGUUAUAGGUGAUCUCUAUUGCACGCUAGAUGAGUGUAAUGCACACGAGUAAAAGAUAAUGUUGAAAAGUUUAUAUGAUAGAUAUUGUUCCAUUCUGAAGAUAAAUCUGCUGUAGGGUACUAAUCUUAGUCACUAGCAUAAAAUAAAAAAUGAUUAACAGUUGACAGGAUGUGUAAACUGCUUUCAAUUAAUGUCUAGAAAACUUUUUGUCAUGUUUCUUUUUAUGAUGCUUAUAAUUUCUGAAGGUUGCUGCUGGUUCAUAUUUGAAGAAAGUAGUUGGUGCAGUUUAUCAUUGAUAUAAAGUAUAAAAGUACUCAGAGCUUUAUGUAGCAGUACAUACAACUAUAGAACCUUCUCCAACUGAGGGAAUUAUGUGUCUCAUCAUUAGAUUACGAUGAACUCACACAGCAUGGGCAAUUGAGUCGUGGUCCCUUCCCUCUCAACUGAUCUUGCGAUCUCCCCAAAUUUUGAAAUUAUCAAAAGUGAUGCCAAAAGUGACGGAUUUAGUUCUUUAGCUCUCAUGGACUUUUUAGUUUUGCUUGGUUCAUUUCUGCACAAAUCUUGGACGGUUGAUUGUUGGCAUAUCAGACGUAUUAUAAACUAGUCAUUUCUGCGUUAGUUUUAUUUUUCUAUGCGAUAAUAUAUCAGAAUUAUUGGUGGAACACCAUUGCUGGUGUGAUUUUGAAAAUGUCCUCCAUUAGGAUUGAAAACCCUACCUUUCCUAAGGUUUUCAUUGAUGAAUUGGACGCUAUUGCUCCUGCACGGAAAGAUGGAGGUGAAGGGCUCUCUCGAAGGAUUGUUGCUACAUUGCUAGAGUUGAUGGACGGGAUUAUCAGGUCUGAUGGAAUACUUGUAAUCGCUGCUACCAAUCGGCCUGAAAGCAUAGAACCGGCUUUGAGACGACCAGGAAGACUUGAUAAAGAAAUUGAAAUAGGUAAUACGCGUUUGUUUCUGAUUUUUGUAUAGUUGGAAUUUCUUAUGGUAGGUAAUGUCUGUUUAAGAGUAAAUUAAUCCUUUUUCAUUUAUUCUCCCCAGUAAUCUCCAAUUAAAAAAAUUUGAUUGAGGUUUCUUGGUCAUGCAACAUUAGGAAAAUGCUCCACCGUCAAUAAUAAAAAUAUUUGUAUAGAAGCCGUGAUCAUGUAUUCAAAUCUAUGCAACUCCUGAUGCAUACAAAAAUUUAUGUCAGCAAUAACAAGUCACAAAAAUAUUAAUUCUUUAGUGCCUCCAGGAAUCUAAUUUUUUUCCAAUAUUUAUAGAUUUCUGUGCCUAGCCAAUGUUAGAAAGAAAUAAAAUCUACUAGGUCGUCUUUUUCCGAUAGAAUUGAAGGAUUACUGAAGAUGACCUUUCCUUUAAUUGAAAGGAUGAGGUCAUCCUUUAUCGUGUAUUUGAAAAUUUUAGCUCUCCAUAUUAUUAAGAUCUCCCAUUGUGUUCUCGUCUUGACUUUGCUGUCUUAUGGUCAUUUUUUUUCCUACCAAUCUUUCUGUGACAAAGAACGUUUUAACUUAUUAAUUCCUUUAAGAAAGUUCCUUCUUAUCUACACUUCUUGGGUGUUUACGUCGUUUUCCUUGGGAGGCCUACUUUUUUCUCUCUUUAGUUACAGUUUUUGCCCGAUAGUAUAUUCAAUCCUAUUGUGCAGGUUUUUAUUAUUCUCAUUCUCUUUAGGAAGGACUUUUUUGUGCCCAAUUUUGUUUAAUUAUUGGAAAAAUACCAAAUGUCUGGUUGCGUGGAUUCAUUCAAUAAACUCAUAUGUAGGUACAUGAAAUGUAUUCCUCCAUUGCUGUAAUGAACACCAAUUUGAUCAUGGAAAAAUACUGAUUUAAUUGAUCAAAUAUCUUCUGUAAUGACGUUUGGAAUGGACUAGAAGAUUCCCAUGCGUUUUCCGAAUUUGAAUUGAUUUUGAAAACAUUAGCUGUUUCAUUUGUAGUAAAGUAGAUAUGACUUUUCUGCAACCUUCUGUGGUUAACCAGGUAAAGCUUUAGGAACAUAAACUUACGAUUCUUUGGGUCUACUUUCAGGAGUGCCAACUCCAGACCAGAGGCUGGAUAUACUUUUUGGUAUUCUUGACGGAAUGCAUCAUGAUCUCAGUUAUGAAGAAAUUCAAUCCUUAGCUUUAGCCACUCAUGGAUUUGUUGGUGCUGAUUUAUCUGCUCUUUGCAAUGAGGCUGCAAUGAUUGCUCUUCGACGUUAUGUCAAAAGUAAGGGGGUAGAUGUAGGUAUUCUUGGUCAGCCCCAUUGGGAGCUAUGCCUCAAACGUGAAGAACAUGAAGGUGAACCUCAAGGCUGUGAUUUGGGAGACAAUAAUAUGCACAGUGUGAAACAGAUGGACUCUGUUCUAUUGUCCCUGUCAAAAAUGGCUAUAUCUUCAAAUUAUCCAUCUGAUCAUGCAGAGGUAUCCAAAGAUAUUGAUUCCGAACAUUAUGGGAUUCUUAAUAAUACUUAUGCAACAAAAGAGUUAUCUGAUCUACAAAUAACAACGGAAGAUUUUGACCAGGCUAAACUGAAAGUGAGGCCUAGUGCCAUGAGAGAGGUACACCUUUUUUAAACAUUAGCAUUUCUUGUCAAAAUGUAAACUGAUGAUUAUGGAUAAACCUUUUUCUGUUUGCCGCUGGAGAUCACUUCUUUAACACGAUAUCGUGGGUCGUCUUUUGACAAACUGAAAACUAGAAACUUCAAAAUCUGCAUAAGGGGCAGACCUAUACAUUUUGUUAUUACAACAUUCGGCAUUCUUUUUGCUGUAGUUUAUCUAUAUACUCAUCUUAGAGAAAAAUUACUCAGAUACUUGCAUAAAUCCAUGUGAAUCAUGUAAACUAGUUAACUGGUAACGCAUUGACUUAGAGUGGUAAGAGAAUAUAAUAUGUGGAGAAUAUUUUCUGCUGAUUUAACCUUGAUCCAUGUGUUUCUCUGUUAGGUGAUGCUGGAAGUCCCAAAAGUCCGUUGGGAAGAUGUGGGUGGCCAAAAUGGCGUGAAAAGGCAACUGAUUGAGGCAGUCCAGUGGCCUCAAACAUGUCCAGAUGCUUUUAAGCGGAUUGGUAUCCGUCCACCAAGGGGAUUACUUAUAUUUGGUCCUCCGGGUUGCAGCAAGACACUGAUGGCCCGUGCUGUAGCUUCUGAAGCUAAACUGAACUUUAUUGCCGUUAAGGGACCUGAACUUCUGAGUAAAUGGGUUGGUGAAUCUGAAAAGGCAAUUAGCUCAUUGUUCUCCAAGGCGAGGGCUAAUUCCCCAUCUAUUAUAUUCUUUGAUGAAAUAGAUGGACUUGCUACCACUCGUGGGCAGGAAACUGAUGGGACUUCUGUAGGAGACAGGGUCAUGAAUCAGCUCCUAAUUGAAUUAGAUGGUAUGAACUUUGUGGGAUGCAGUUUAUCACAUUGUCUCAUUUUGAUAUUUGUUUUUAGUUAUGUGGUUAUCUUUUGUGAUAUUUUGUUUAAUUUGUUUCUUCUGCUUGAUGUCCAAUUCAACGUAGUUUUUCACCACUGAAAAUAUGCUUGGCGCAUUAUAUACUGAAGAUGUUCAUCAGUAAUGUAGAUUAUUCAUGCUUAUUACAAUUACUAAGAGGUCUUUUUCUGGCCCGUUUUUGCCGGAAAAUUUGCAGAGUCAAGAAAACUGCAUAGAUUUCAGGUUGGCAGGCACUGUUCACGGGUUUUUCUUUUAGUCCACAAAAAAAAUUGCAGAAAAAUUGCCUAAUGUGGUAUAGCCUCGGGCCAUUACUUAUAUUCACGUGCCGCCAUUUAUCUGGAAUGGCAUUGAUUUUUUUAAUUUUACCGCUCUCCACAUUUUACAACCCUCUGGAACUCAACAGUGUGCACUAAUUAGAUUGUCCGGAGACUAAAGGUUACCCAUUAUCUUGGAGAUUCUCUGUUUCCCUUGUCCAUAUAGCCUGUUUCUCGUCAUGGAUUUUUUCGUGCUGGUCUGUUUACUGGAAAGGAGAAAUAAAUGGACGACCUUUCAUUUUUACCGUGUCGAUGAAAAAUCACUUCCUUUCAUUAGUAUUUGGAGAUCUUUUUUAUUUUUUUGGGGUGGCCUGGACAUUAAUUUUUUCUAUGAUGAUCAAGAACUUAGUCCGGACGUCAACUAAUUUCCGGAUCAAUGCAGGCUUAGAUGAAAGAUUUGGAGUGACUGUUAUUGCUGCUACUAAUCGUCCUGAUAAGAUUGAUCCAGCUCUUCUAAGACCAGGUAUCAUUGUGAGCUUUUGAAUAAAAACAAUAACUUUUUGCCUUUAUGUCGCAGUUCUGCGUUUUAAAGUUUUCGUUUGACAUCAAUUAUUUGGGUUUAAGUAUACGUUGAAUAUCAGAAGAAUAAUCCUGCUUCGUUCAAAAUCUGAAAUAUCUAUACACCUUGGACAGGACGCUUUGACAGGCAUUUGGACGUGAAGCCCCCAGACGAGCAUGACCGGGAAGAUAUCUUCCUCAUUCACAUGCGAGGCAUGCCCAUCAGUUGUAAUGUCACAGCAAGGGAGCUUGCUUGUCUUACGAAAGGCUACUCUGGCGCAGAUAUAAAACUUGUCUGCAGAGAGGCUGCGGUAGCUGCGCUUGAGGUAUCUUGCUCAAUCAUUUCCUCGUCUGGACAGGAAGAUGGCGUUAGACUUUGUCUUGAGGCUACCUAAAACAUAUGUUUGGAUACCCAUGUAAUUUAUUUAUCCGAUUUGAGUAUGGCCAGUAGCUAACUGUACCCUUCUGACUAUUCUCAGGAGAGCUUUGAUAUCUCAGAAAUAUCGAUGGAGCAUUUUAAGGUUGCGAUAGGAAGGGUGAAGCCAGCUGACGUUCAGUUUUAUCUGGAUAUAGCAGAGAAGUUCAGAAGAUUCGUUGAUGUUGACUUUGAACAGAAACCCUAG
Spirodela intermedia is the source of this 7403-nucleotide messenger RNA. Lineage: Eukaryota; Viridiplantae; Streptophyta; Magnoliopsida; Alismatales; Araceae. The record is from the annotation of a GenBank genome assembly.